GAAAGGUUAAAAAAAAAGAGGGAAAAAAAAAAGAAGAUGAGAGAAAGCAAAGUGUUGAAGACUUUUUAGAAAGCAGAAAAAAAAGCAGAGAGUGUAUUCAAAGUCGGAAAGAAACCCUAAAGAAGAGGAUUAUGGGUGCUGUAUCGAUGGAGUCGCUUCCUUUAGGUUUCAGAUUCAGACCUACCGAUGAAGAGCUCGUCAAUCACUACCUCCGUCUCAAGAUCAACGGACGUCACUCCGAUGUCCGUGUCAUCCCUGAUAUCGAUGUCUGCAAAUGGGAACCUUGGGAUCUUCCUGCUCUCUCGGUGAUUAAGACGGAUGAUCCAGAGUGGUUCUUUUUCUGCCCUCGUGAUCGGAAAUACCCUAAUGGUCAUCGCUCUAACAGAGCAACUGACUCUGGCUAUUGGAAAGCUACUGGUAAAGAUCGUAGCAUCAAGUCUAAGAAGACUUUAAUCGGUAUGAAGAAGACUCUUGUCUUCUAUCGUGGACGAGCUCCUAAAGGUGAGCGGACUAAUUGGAUUAUGCACGAGUAUCGUCCCACUCUUAAGGAUCUUGAUGGCACUUCCCCUGGCCAAAGCCCUUACGUUCUUUGUCGCCUCUUCCACAAGCCUGAUGAUCGGGUUAAUGGUGUCAAGUCCGAUGAAGCAGCUUUUACGGCCAGCAACAAAUACUCACCUGAUGAUACAUCAUCUGAUCUUGUUCAAGAAACACCUUCCUCUGAUGCUGCUGUUGAGAAACCAUCAGAUUAUUCAGGUGGAUGCGGUUAUGCUCAUAGUAAUAGUACCGCAGAUGGGACAAUGAUUGAGGCACCUGAAGAGAAUCUUUGGUUAUCUUGUGACCUUGAAGAUCAAAAGGCACCACUACCGUGUAUGGAUUCUAUAUAUGCUGGUGAUUUCAGUUACGAUGAGAUUGGAUUCCAAUUUCAAGAUGGUACCAGCGAACCAGAUGUAUCACUAACAGAAUUGUUGGAGGAGGUGUUCAAUAACCCUGAUGACUUCUCUUGCGAGGAAUCGAUCAGUCGAGAGAAUCCAGCAGUCUCACCAAAUGGGAUAUUUUCAUCUGCUAAAAUGCUGCAGUCUGCAGCACCAGAGGAUGCUUUCUUCAACGACUUCAUGGCUUUCACUGAUACAGAUGCUGAGAUGGCGCAAUUGCAGUAUGGUUCAGAAGGUGGAGCUUCUGGUUGGCCAAGUGACACUAAUUCAUACUAUAGUGAUUUGGUUCAGCAAGAGCAAAUGAUCAAUCAUAACACAGAGAACAACCUCACAGAAGGGAGAGGGAUAAAGAUCCGGGCUCGACAGCCUCAGAACCGGCAGAGUACAGGAUUGAUAAACCAGGGUAUUGCUCCAAGGAGAAUCCGUCUGCAGCUGCAGUCUAACUCUGAAGUAAAAGAACGAGAGGAGGUGAAUGAAGGACACACUGUUAUUCCCGAGGCCAAAGAAGCUGCAGCUAAAUACUCAGAGAAGAGUGGUUCUUUGGUUAAACCUCAAAUAAAGCUCAGGGCGCGGGGAACUAUAGGCCAAGUAAAAGGAGAGAGAUUUGCAGACGACGAGGUACAGGUGCAGAGCAGAAAGAGACGAGGAGGGAAGCGAUGGAAGGUGGUUGCAACGGUAAUGGUGGCUGUGAUGGUUGGGGUAGGGAUGGGUAUAUGGAGGACACUGGUGAGUUCAUGACACAUGAGACACAAAGAGAGAGAGAGAGAGAAUCAAAUGUAGUUUAAUGUAAUUAGGGAUGAUGCAAUGUUAGCAUGUUUGUGUGUUGUAACUUAAAAACUUAUUUAGGAAUCUGAUAAAAGUUACUGUUGAAUUUACACGGAUGGUCAAGAUUAAAUGUACCAACAUCUUAAUUAUCUACGGUCAAGAUUAAAA
Arabidopsis thaliana (thale cress) is the source of this 1865-nucleotide messenger RNA. RefSeq names its product NAC transcription factor-like 9 (gene NTL9). The record is from RefSeq and is marked reviewed. Gene Ontology annotation, molecular function: DNA binding; transcription cis-regulatory region binding. Gene Ontology annotation, cellular component: endoplasmic reticulum membrane; nucleus; plasma membrane. Gene Ontology annotation, biological process: regulation of DNA-templated transcription. The coding region runs from base 132 to 1670 and encodes 512 amino acids. The transcript is spliced from 6 exons. Lineage: Eukaryota; Viridiplantae; Streptophyta; Magnoliopsida; Brassicales; Brassicaceae.